Asterias rubens (European starfish) is the source of this 5372-nucleotide messenger RNA. RefSeq lists its product as uncharacterized. Gene Ontology annotation, cellular component: cell surface; extracellular region. The record is from RefSeq and is a predicted model, not a curated record. Bases 1 to 3351 code for a protein of 1116 amino acids. Lineage: Eukaryota; Metazoa; Echinodermata; Asteroidea; Forcipulatida; Asteriidae. Gene Ontology annotation, biological process: anatomical structure development. Gene Ontology annotation, molecular function: signaling receptor binding. The transcript has 16 exons.
AUGCCGAGGUAUUCUCAACAACAGCCAGCAACAAUGUGGACACAUAGUAUAUCAUCCUUUCCCUGUAUUGCCAUCUGGAUAGUAGUAUUUACAGCUUCGCAGGUGCCGGCCGAGGCUUGCAACAUGCUGACCGAGGGAUGGAUGCCCACAUCGCUGGAGAACCGUACGGUCAUGGCCCAGGUGGUCAUCGCCGGGACGGUGGUUCGCCUCCGGGACCGGGCCUUGACACCGCCCGGCGGGAGUGGCGUUUACUCGGCCGAGGUGCGAGUCGACGAGGUCUACAAGGGCUACCCGUUCUUCAACCAGGCCAGCGCGUUGUCGUACCCAGACCCCGGGGACAAAGUGUACCUCAUCCGGGGGUUUGGGUCGAGAGAGAGAUGCCUGGCCCAAGUGAGCCAGGGGAAGAAGUACAUUAUAUUUCUGACUGCGGUGCCCGUGACGGGAGGCCGGGAGGAGGAUGGAGUGAGGCUCAUCGCACGGUACGAUGACAUCUUCGGUGCCGCAGUGGAAUUUGACGCCGAGCAGGAAAGAAAGAUACACAAUGUAGUGGGUUGGAGGUCGUGGGCUCCCUGGUCCCCGUGCCCCGUCUCAUGUGGAGACGGCAUUCAGACAAGACGUAGAAUGUGCGUCCAAGACGUGCCGGAUGCCUGCGAAGGAGCGGCCGAGCAGAACAGGCACUGCAACCUUUUCGAGUGCUCAGAUGUAAAAGAUCUGUUGCAGUACAUGUCCCUGUCUUCGUUCCCUGCCGGUGUGCGUCGAUCACCCCGUCGUUGGAGAGCCUUCCACGUCUCACAAGACGCCGUCCUGAAGGUCCCAAUCUCCCGCGUCUAUCCCGAAGGCUUUCCGGAAGAAUUCUCCAUCCUCCUGGUGGUCAAGCCGCCUCGCUACUUCGCCAGCAAUCUCAACGGUUACCUCUACGCCGUGUUGAUCACCGGACCGGACGGGGAAGUCCAGCUCGGGGUCCAGCUGAGCUCGUCACCCGCGCUCGUCUUCAGCCGACAGGAUGCUGUGACCGGGAAGAUGCGACCGGACGCAGUGAGCUUCUCCGGGUACUCGGUCCUGGAGAGGAAGUGGCACAUGUUGGCCUUUAGCGUGAGGAGGGAUUCGGUGACGAUGUUCGCGGAUUGCACCAGGGAGUUCGGGGUGGAGCUGGAGGACGGUCAGGCGAUCAGAGUCAACGGACCGGGGGAUAUUUCCAUCGGGAACUCCAAGCCUAACAUGAUCGACAUGUACUUUGAGGGAGAUAUUGAGCAACUGGCAUUGAUCAACGACCCGGAUGCAGCAGCCUUGCAAUGUGCAAUGCCCAUGGGAACGUUUGCCUCUGAAUCGACAUGGACCGCGUUGAACAUCACGGACGAUCUACAGAAAGAUACUGACAGUCAUCUCACCCUCCCCGUUCUUAACAGCGGAACGACGGCCAAACCCAGGCCGAAGGGCCCCGGUAAAGAAUCGCACGCACCAAUCGCAUUGGACGACCCACCGACCACGCCGACCCUCCAUCGGCCCGAUGAGAGCGGAUCUACCAAUGAUGAGCAGCCUUACAACGGAGCCGUCCCUGAAAACGUGUUCCCAUUGCUGACAGAGCAUACUAUUGGUCCGCAGACAACCACGGCGGUGCCAUUUUACAAUGAAAACUUUUUCGAUGUCGAUAUUGACGUCAUCGACUGGGCUCCGGAUUACAGCAAAUAUCCGUCAUCGAUUCCGUUACCAGACAAGGACAUCAACUACAAAGAAGGCAAUGAAAUAUUCUACGUACAUCCGCCAGGGUCGCCGAGUCGUCCUACUUCACCGUCAAAAAUACCAGGCCCAACAAAUCCCUCGAAUGAAGACAAUAAUCUUAGAACUAAAGCACCACCGAAUUCGAUCAUUGCGACUACCACUCCCUUAGUGCCACCAUCAACUACGACUCAAAUCACGACAGUUCCCACGACAGUUCCCACGACAGAACCGACGACACUGCCCCGAUUGGAGCCGACGACAAAACCCACGACAACGACUAUCGCGAUCCUGGAGGAAGCAACCACGACGGUACCGUCGAUUGCGACGACCGUGGACACCCUGAGGCGUGAGAGUGCGUACCGGCCGGAAGACGGAGACGCCGGUCGGCAUGUCUCUGCAUUCAGGGGGAACCCCGGGGUGCAGAUCGAGGCCGACAAAGAUGCAAACUGGUCUACUUGGAGUACAUGUAGCAGAACGUGUGGCACUGGUACCCGCUACCGCUUCACGCGCUGUCGACCUGACUCCAGACUACGGGACUGUAAAACAGGACGGGGGAUCGCUGCCCAGACUGUCACGUGCAAACUGGAUAACUGCAAUGUACCUGCGUUGAAGUGGUCAGCAUGGAGCAUGUGCAGUCGAACCUGCGGUGACGGAGUGGAGAUGAGGAUGGCCUAUUGCUACGACAACAACGUACCCGGAUGUGAGAGCGGACAGAAAAUAGUCGUCGAGAGAAAUCUAUGCCGAAAUCGACAUUGCUUUGAUGUCUGCAAACCAAGCUGCAAAAAUGGCGGCUUCUGUCGUUCGGACGGCCAUUGCGCAUGCCAAGCAGGAUUUGUUGGUGCUAGCUGUGAAACAGAGUUGUGCAGUCGUGCCUGCCAGCACGGGGGCCAGUGUGUCGCCAAAGACUACUGCCUGUGCCCCGCUGGUACCGCUCCACCAACAUGCACCCCUGUGUGUGACAUACGCUGCCGCAAUGGGGGAACUUGUGUGGCACCCAAUCAGUGCGAAUGCCCACCUGCGUUCACGGGCUCAUUCUGCGGGAGAGCUGCUUGCAUUCGGCCAUGUCAAAAUGGCGGCACUUGCACUGGUCCCGAUCAAUGUUCUUGCCCGGCGGGGUACCAGGGUCGACAAUGUGAGAGUCCCUUUUGCACCCGGGCUUGCGAGAAUGGUGGAACCUGCAUCAGGCCAGAUUUCUGUCGAUGCCCAACGGCCUAUAGAGGGCUCACUUGUCAAAUAGCUUAUUGUCGUGUGACAUGCCGUAAUGGUGGGAGAUGUACCGGACCAGAUAAAUGCACUUGUAUGGCAGGCUUUUCUGGGUCUUUCUGCCAGAAACGAAGACCACGUAAACCCAUUAUAAGGCCACAAGUUAACCCAGCAAUUGCGCCAUACCCGUCCAACUUUGCCCGCACGAAAUCUGCUCACAGUCAAAGACGCCAAUGCAAAUUGAAAUCUACAUUAAUCAGCUACCAGCGGAGCUACGUCAAACCAGUCGCCAGAACCGUACAGGUACAAUGCGGCUAUUGGACACAGCAGCUAUGCACACAGACCAGGAUGGGUUACGAGACUGCCUAUAGAACCUUCUACAGAGCGACGUACAGACGGGAGUGUUUAUCAAUCGCCAGAACACGAUGAAGUAGGCAGCAUACAGCUUCACAAAAAGCAUGAUGUGAUUGCAUGGUAGACAAUUGGUCAACAAUAAAUAAUUUAAUGUAAAACAACAAUAAAUUUUGCGAGAAAACUUUUUUUUUUAAAUCUCCGUAAGGAACUGUUUUAAAUUGGUGCUUGCGAUUUCUCCGUUGCCACUUGGGCUCUUUCUGGUGGCUGAUGAAGGGUUAUUGAAAAAGUUGUAAUUUAUAAAAUAAAUCCACAGUUGACCAACUGUGAUCCACGGUUGAAUUAAAGCAAAACAACAAUAAUUCCAACAAUAACGGAAAACUGUUUUUUUAUCUCCACUUGGAAUGGUUUUACUUUGUUGCUUACGCUUUCUCAGUUGUCAGCUGGGUUCUUUGGUUCUGUUGUGAUGAGGGUCACUGACAACCUUUUAUUUAUUAUAUAAUGAUUUCAAAAAUAAACCUCAAAAGAAAAUAACUGACUGGGUAGAUUUUAAAAGAUUUGUUUUAAAAAAGUAUUUUUUAAUGAUGUUGGGUUCUUGAAAUAAUAAUUCACAAACAAACAAAACUUACAGAAUCCUGCAAUGUUUUGUGUGUUUUGUGCUUGAAGAAAACAGAGUUGUAGUCGGUGAUAAUUCAUAUUUUUCCCCAAACUGCUUCUUAAAAUUUUAAUGAUUUUAUUCACAGAAUGAGCGUGUUUUUAUUUGGUGGAUGAAAGCAGCUAUGCUUUUAAAAAUUACAACAUAUUGUAUAACAAAUUAAUAAAUAAAAUAUUGCUUUUUCUUUGUAUUGAUAUCUUUUUGGCUGAUUUUUCGAUGUGUGUAUAUAAAUAUUUAUAAAUGAAGGAUGUCAAUGCUGCAAGCGUGUUCAGUUCUUAGUAGAAUAUAGUAUUAAUAUCAUUACUUUUUUACUCUUGGUGUGGUUAGUCUUACCAAAACUGAAGGGUCAACCGGACCAGAUUAGGGUCAGUGUGAACCAUAUUUAAAACAACUCGGCGCCAGUCUUCUUUUCUCAAGACUAAGGAUUGUCUAACUUAUGUUCAUGGUCACUUUAAUCGGAUUGAGGGUCAACCCAGGUUAGGGGUUGACUGAGAUUGAACGUCAGGGUCAGUUUAACCCGCCCUGAGGGUCAGUUUCAAUUCAAGGUUAAGGAAGAGCCAGGCUUACCCACCGAUUCAAUGUUAUUCUAACCCAAUUAUAAGGUCAGUCUGAUCCACGGGGCCCUGUUCUGGGUAUGUAUAGCCCAUAUUGUGUCGGUCAACCGCAUGAUAAUGAGUAGGGCCUAAUACUAAUAGAUUGGGGUUAGAGUUACCCAGAUCAAGGGUUGAAGUUACCCCAGAUUAUCGGUUGGAGUAUAAGCCGAAUCAAUCUAGGUUUAGGGUAACCCAGAUUAACGGUCGCAAUAGAACUUUCUAUAACCCAUUUUUGGGAUCAGUCUAGCCCACUUUCAAGAAAGACAGAUAAACAUUUAUUUGUUUUGUAUUCUCGAUACGUAUACUGCGUGACAUAGAAAAGGCCUGCGAGGAAGACGUGUUAUUGUGAACCACACCAAAAGUUGGCUUUUAACAAUCCUUGCCAUAGGCUGUUCUAAAGCGUGUUUACGCACCAUCUUGGGCGUCUAGUGUGACGUCACAUCACUUUGGCAGCUUCUUAAAAUAUUUCUGUAACCUAUUUUAGGGCAUGUAAAAAAGCUUAGAUAAUGUAAAUUAAAGCUGUUGUUACUUAUAGUGUAAGUAUAGAUAAGGUGUAGUUUAUACACUGGUUACAGCAUCAAUCACAUUUUGAAGGCUUUUCAUUUUUUAUGUCUUGCGCCAGUGAACCUGUUUUUUAUCACAGAAGGAUGCCUGGGUUCACAACAUUUUGUUGUAUAUUAUAAAACUACACAAACUUCAUAUUUUGCAUGCUAAAAAGGUUCAUCCCGUCGAGCGAUGAAAAGCAAAACAAACAAUUGUAUUAUAGAUGGUUUUUUUUUAGGGUAUAAACUGUAACUUUACAUAAACAUGUGCAAAUAAAGACGACAAUUGUCAAUGUGCCAUUGCAAUGA